Molecule: messenger RNA, 8005 nt
Organism: Argiope bruennichi
Lineage: Eukaryota; Metazoa; Arthropoda; Arachnida; Araneae; Araneidae
Product: max-binding protein MNT-like
Exons: 9
Coding region: 560-2608 (682 amino acids)
Biological process (GO): regulation of transcription by RNA polymerase II
Molecular function (GO): RNA polymerase II cis-regulatory region sequence-specific DNA binding; DNA-binding transcription factor activity, RNA polymerase II-specific; protein dimerization activity
Source: RefSeq, a predicted model, not a curated record
AAUAACGUGGUUUUUACACUUUAGACAGGUCACGAGUAAUUUUUACUUUUCAUUGCCCUUUUUCGGCUUUUCAUUAUACUGUGUAAUUAAUCGUAAGUUAAAACUUAAUAGUGUACUUUAAAUUAGACGAAUCUAAAUCCUUAUUUGACAUUUAUGCACCAGAAUCAUUGAUCCAGGUAUUUGCGGUAAAUAACAAUUUCCGUCACGCUGCACAUACCUUUUGUAUUUCUAAUCAUUCAUAUUCUAACUUAGAUCUCAGUGCUUUGCUAUUUUCUGUCUACUUUUAUAGGUUUUGUGCUUAUUGCAGCGUGUUUUAAGGCGUAGCCUGGCUGUUAUUUGUAAACAGUAUUCGAUUACUCAAGUACUGCGUUAAAGGGAACUAACGUCAAUCAUAGCUACCACGUGGUUGCUUGCAUUCUGCCUUUUCUUCUGUGUGUUUUGAUGUCAUCCCGCCAUCUUGAGAGUGAUAAUUUAUAAUGUGCAUGAAAAUAACUAGUAUUUGUGGCCACAUGGAGUAGUUGUAAAAGACUUUUGCUACUAAAAAUUGUAUGGCCUGCGUAUGGAACGGACACCUUUGACGAUCGAAGAUUUAUUAAAAGCUGCAAGUUAUCUAGAUUACGCACAUCGAGCCGAAACACGUGGCACAAAACCAUUAGAUUAUAAUUCCUAUUUCAAAGUAGUUGCAACUACUCCAGAUGGAGAAUAUCCGUGGCCCCAGGAACCUCCUGAACCAUCACCACCUCCACAACCAAAAAGACCAACAUCCCUUAAUGUGCCUCAUUCAUCAUCGGAAGAAGUUAAAGAAAAAAGACGCACUACAUCACUAUCUAAAGAUUCAUCGCAUGAGCAUUCUGGGACUGGAACUAGAGAAGUACAUAACAAACUUGAAAAGAACAGGAGAGCACAUUUAAAGGAAUGUUUUGAGAUGUUAAAGAAGCAGUUGCCAAAUAUGGAUGAUCGCAAAACUUCAAAUUUGAGCAUCUUGCGGAAUGCAAUCAGAUUUAUUCAAAAUUUGAAAAGAAAAGAAAGAGAAUCUGAGCAUGAAUUGGAACGUUUGGCUCGAGAAAAAAUAUCAUUCCAACAGCGCCUAUCUACAUUGAAAAAGGAAGUGGCUAAUCACCUUGAUGCAUACAUGGAAGGGAAUAAUUUAGCACUUCAGGAUGAUAAUGAUGAAACUACUACAACAGCUUCAGAGGGUCCAUCAGUGAAUGAUUUAGAUGACUUGGAUCUUCCAAGUGCAUCAGCUGCAACUUCUGAUUUUGCUAGCUCAUCAUCAUCUUCAACUACCAACAGUGUGCUAGUUGGGCCAAAUCCUUCAACUGCUGCUGUUUCUUUGGCUUUUACAAAACCUAUGAUCACAGGUGCUCAGAUAUCUGUCCCAAAUAAAGAAUCAAUAGCAUCGCCUAAUCAUUUCAUGCCUGAAUCCCGAAUAAUUACAGAAAAUAAGACAACACUAUCAUCUGCAUCUUCUCCUGUCUCUGUUCAAAUAACUUCUGCAGAUGGUGUGGCUCCAACUGCAACUCGGGUUUUUUCAGCUGGCAAUUUGCAUACAAUGACACCAAUAUUUGCAGCUCCUUCUGGUAUGCAAUUAAUAUCUCAACCUUCAGGCAUAAAGGUUAUUACUGCUCCGAAUUCUAUUAUGACUUCCAAUUCAUCUGUUCAACACAUCUCAGUCAACCAUCAUCCUCAUCAUGGCCAAAUUCAUGUUCUUACUCCCUCCUCGAAUGCAUCCUAUGCUUCGUCCAUUGUAUCAACAAAAUCAUUCACAGAUUCUCUAGUCCAGAUGGCUUCUGGCAGUGCCAAAGGCAUACAGAAGCCACAUCUGGUGUCAAAUCUUUUAGUUUCGCCACAAACAAUGGUUGAACUCAGUCAUGGUAAUUCUGGAAAUUCAAACAGUACAAACUUGUCCGACAUAACUUCUUCAGGUAUCUCCAACUCUCUCAACUUGUCUCAGAAUGUGGUUAAAGCAAAUUCUGUUCUCUCGGGAAAUAUGGCCAUUGCUGUGAAGAAUAAUUUGGCAAACAACAUGUCAACUUCCACACCAUCUAAUAUGAUUACUGCUUUGCAUGUGAGCAAACCUCAUUCACAAGUGAUUCAACCGACUCUGACCUCAAGUAUCAUAACCCAAGGAGGAUCUCAAGUGAAUAAUGGUAACCACCAUGGAGUCACUACGAAUUUAAAGCCUAUUACAUCAAACCACACCGUAAGAUCUUUACCUCAUAUCGCUGGAAUUGCUCAUGUUGUUUCUCAGUCCCCUAUAUCUGCUUCUGUGGGACAGAUUGUCACUCCUGGAAACCAUAUGUCUGGUGUGACUCCUCUCGCUGGUUCCGUUUCUGUGGUGUCUCACACUGGAGCAGUACUUCAACAGCCUCUCGGAAAAGUAAUUUCUCCAGUUUUGAAGCAAGUUAAUUCAAUUCCUAUUUUGCAACCACAAUUUUUGCAACAAGUUUCUGUUGGCUCUUCAAAUCAACAAAUUGUAAAACCUGUUGUGGUAGUAAGUAUGCCUAAUGUUGUACAGGGUGGAAAUAUAUCAUCUUUAACUCCGACUUCUCUUGUAACAAUGAAUGAACAAACUGGAGUUGUUCGUGGAUCUGUCUCUCAGAAGUGAAAUUCAUUUUAUUAGAUAAAAGCAUUGGUGUGUAAAGUGUUACACUUUUCGAAUUUUGGUGUUCAGCUUUUAGAACUAGAUUGACUUAGGGUAACUGUCAUUUUACACAUUUCCAUUUGUGGGUGCAAGGAAAUCAUUUUCAUAGUUUUUAAGGUCUUUUUUUGGCCAUCCUGUAAAUGAUUUGGGUAACACAAUUUUUAUAAUCAUUGGUUUUCAGAUUUUUAGUCCUUUUCUUAAGGUUCAUUUGUAAAAAAAAAAAAUUAUAUAACAUAAUUGAUGCUAUAGUGUCAUUUUAUCAUUUUAACUAUUUCAUAUGUCAUUUAAGUGUUAAUAUCAGUUGACUUUUAUUUUGUUGACUGCCAUGGUAGUUAUUAUUUUGUUGGAUCACUGUUAGUUUGGAAAACGUCUAAUCAUUGGCAGAAACCCAAUAGUAAUAUUAUAGGUUGAAAAAAUACUCAACAUAUUAUUUUAAAAAGUUAUAAUUUAUCAAUACUUUUUUUUUGUAUAUUUAAACAGUCUAUUUUCUAUUACUUGUUUCUUAGCAGCAUGGCAGUCAGUGUUAAAUAAUUACCAAUACUAAUAUUUUUACUGCAUGUGAUCUUAAAUGUUUUUACUCAAGAUUAAUUUUUUGAUAAAAAUGUGUGUAUUUAUUCUCUAUAUUAUGAUGCAUGAAAAUGAGUUGAAUUUUAUGAUAGAACCAAAAUGCAUCCAUAGGUAAUUUUUUUUUAACUCUUUGCAGACCAAUCUGGAAUAUGCUAGGGCCUUCAAAUACCAUUUAGCUGCUUGUUAACAUAUUUGGUAGUUUGUUAAAGAUGCCUUUAGUUGUCUGUAAUUUUUUUUUUUUUAAUAUAUCUCUCUGCACUCCAAUUACUUAUACAUUUUAUUGUUAUAACCUAGGAUACUAGUAUCAUAUUAUGGUAAAGAUUUCUAAAUUGCUUUAAGACAUAAUUGUAUAUAACGUAUUUAUUUAUUUUGUUUCUGGAAUCUAAAAUAUUUGAUAUUCAAUAUCUCUAUUGUGGAGCUAAUGGAGUGCAUAGGGUAAAUAGUUUUGCUUCUUGUUGUUGCUUGGAUUGCAAAGGGUUAAAAGGAAAUGUUAUGUUUUAUCUUUAAGGGCUGUGGAUUUUAUUUACAAUUUCUAAUAUUUUAAAUACAAAAAUUAUAGAAAUAGUUUUAAUUGAAAUAUUUAUUGAAACUUCUUUACUUAUUGAACUAUUUUAACUUCUGCAAUUUAUUGUAUAUAACAUUAAUAGUAUUGUGAAUGUUUAUUUGAAAAUAGGCACUAGAAAAUUUGUUGGUGGAAUUUCUUUAAAAUUUUAUUAGGAGAUUCUAGAUUUUGAAUUGAUGUUUUAAUGUUAAUAUACUAAAAUGCUAGUAAAGAUAUUUGAUUAUUCUCCUUUUUUUUUAUUAAAACUAAUAUUUAACUUCCUUUAUUAAUUUGGCAUGAAUCGAUGUUCUGUGAAUGUUCCCAGAUUAUUGAGCUAUUGAAGGGCUAAUUUUUUUUAAUAUAAAUUAUUACUUUGUACUUCAGUUUAUGAUAUGGUAUUUGUUCUUUAUUGUAUACAACUCUUAACAAAUUCAUUUGAGAUUGUAAUGCAUUAUUAAUAGUUUAAUAAUAAUUUUUUUGCCAUAGUGUGGGCUGACAUUUAGUACUAUUUUUACAAUUAAAUCGGUAAUUCUUUUUAAUUUUUUGUUUGUUUUGGUUUGUAUGAUCCAAAAUAUAUGAAUUGGAUUUUCUGAAGGUCUGUUUUCUUUUACUAUGUAAUUCAUUUUUAUUAUACUUUUUAAUAACCUUAAUGAGAAUUUGUAUAUGGUAUGGGUACCCAUCUUUUCUUUUGAAAUUUUUUGGAUAUGUAUAUCUACAUGUUAAAUUAAAGUAAGAGAGGGGGUGGUUAAAUCAUUCAAAUAUGCUUGUACUGCAAUAGGGAUAGAUGGUCUUUGGCUAUUAGUUUUAUACCUUCAUUGUAAAUUUAUUAUAAGGCUGAAUAAAAAUUGCAUAACAAUCGGUGGAACAUGGCUUAUAAGAUUGGGAAUGCAUAUUGAUGGAAGUUAUUCAGGAUGUAAUCCUUAUAAAUUUGUCAGGCUUAAGUUAUGCAGGUCAAUCUUUAAAUUUUAUCCUUGAAAAUGGAAAUUUUUUGAGCACAUUCCUGAUGGUGUGAGUCUAAUAUUCUUUUUCAUCAGAAAUUUUGAAUACCAGGUCUUCAUAAAAGUCAUUAUAAUAUUGUCCUGAUAAAAAUGUUUAGUAAUUUUUCUUGCCAAGAGAAUUUAAAUUUCAUGUAAAAGAAUUCUCUCUGUAGUUUGCUUGAAAACCAAUAAAAGUAAUAAAUGGGAUCUAUUAAGUAAAAAAACACGUUACAGACCAUUAUUUAGAUCUUUUAUUACUAUAUAUAAAUAUUUUUUUCAAAUAUAAUAAUUAUUAAAUUGUAACAGUUAGAACCUGUUUGCCAGAUGGGGAGUAGGAAUUUCUCAUUAUAUUAUAGUAUCCAGUUAAAUAUUAACAUUAAAUUUAAUUGCUCUAUAAAAAUUAUAAUAUUUUCAUUGUGUUAACAUUAAAAUUUUUCAUAUUAAAAAUGAUUAUUGAAUUUUAAAGAUUGUCUAUGUUUUGGUGUUAUUCUACAAUAUUGUUUGAUAUUCUGAAUACUACAUAGUAUUGUGAAGAUAUCUUAGCGAUAUUAUAGAGUAUUUUGUAUUAAAAGAGACAGUACCAUGUCUUAAACUGAAGGUUUAUGGGACUUAUAUCACUCUGAAGUGCUAGAAAAUGAAAUCUAGUGUUCUAAACUCUAAUAUGAAAAUGCUUCCUUUUUGUUUUAUUUCUUAAAUCCACAGUCUAUAUUUAGUAGAUUGUUAUUAUCUGAGCAUGUAAUUAUAUGUGUAUUUAAUGACAGCACUCUAUGAUAACCCACCUUGAUAGUGAGGAUAAAUCAUAAUAGCUAUAUCACAGUGUAGUUGUUACUACAAGAUUAAGUUAUUAUGAUUAAAUGAACAUGUCAUUCUUUUUUCUGUGAAUAUAAAUGUAUAGGAAUGAAAGGUUUUGAAUAUAUGAGCUUAAACUGAAAAACAAUGAAACUCUUCUUUGAUAAAAUACGAUGGUGUUUUAUAAUCAGCAUUCCAUAAAUUGUAUAUUGUUUUAAAUAUUUUAUUUUGCACUGAAUGACAUUCUUGCUUAAAAAGGCUUGUGUUUGUCUAGUGACUGCAAAAAUGCUUGUAUAUAUUCUGUAAAUUAUUCAUAAAUUCAUUCUUUGGAUUUUAAUAUUCAUUUUCUAUUUUAAUAUCUUGGCCAUAUUUAGCAGUAUAAUUGUCAAAAAUAUUUUUUUUACAUUUCUCAAAUACCGGUGAAAAGCAAAAGACAAACACAAUUUUAUUUAUGAUCUUUUUUCAAGUAUAAAUGUAAUUUAAAUGUUUGAAACAUUGCUGCAAAUAAUGGCGAUAGUCAUCCACUGAAGAAUUAUAUGCCAGAUCAAAAUAUAUGUGGCAACAUGUUAAUACAUAAAAUUGUAUUAAAGUUACAUUAAAAGUUUUCACUUUAAAUUCUUGUUAUUAAAUUUUCAUUACUGAUUGAAAACUAAUCAAUAAAUUGUCAUAUUUAGAAAAAUUGAUCAAAUUAUUUUAUUAAAGUUUUGUUUUUGGAUAAAUUCUGAGAUUUUUAAUAUGUAUAUGUUUUCUUUGUAUUUUAGUUUGCUGAUAUUUAGAAUUGGAUGUUUUGUUGCUUCUUUUAUAUUUUAUUUAAAUUCCUUAUAUAUUGACUUUCAAGCAGCAAUGUAGUGAGAGUAAGUAGUAUCUGUGGCAGAACAAGAUUUUCUCCUUUAAUGGUUAUUACUGACAUAAUCGGGGUAGAUGGUGAGACUUAUGGUAUUAUUUUUACAGCUUCUCAUCAUAUUUAGAUUUAAAAAGUGACAAGCACUAAUUUUUUACCCUUGUGGUGCUUCUUAAGCUGGCAUCCAAAUCUUAGAAACCACUUACUAUAACCCUCUUUAUUAUACCACUGCUUUGAAAUUAUUUUAUGUGCAUAUGACCUUGUAAAAAAGAAAAAGAAAAAAAAAAAAAAAAAAAAGCUAACUUUAAUUUUUUUUUCAAUAUUGUAGCUUAUUCAUAUAUGAUGAGAUCUUUAAUAUUCUUGAUUGGUUCCAAUUGUUAUAGAAAAUAUAGAAUACCAAAAAUGUUGGAAUUAAUUUCAAGUAAUUCACUUUAGGUAUUGAUUUCGUUACAUAAUCCUGCAGUAUAUAAAUUGGGCUUCUAAUUUUCGGAUAUUAAUUACUUUUUAGACUGCAAAGAGUUAAGUGUGCUAAUAAAUGUACGCACAUCUUAAUUUAAAAGGAAACAAAAACAACUUAUGUUAAGUUUAGACAUAUUGUUUAGUUUUAAGUUAAAUGUGUUCUUAAGAUUUCAAGCUUUUGAACAUAAUUUUAAGUGUAUGAAAUGUUAAUCUAAAAAUUUCUGAAAUAUUUAAUUUCUAUAAAGCAGUAUUUGUACUAUAUAAUGUACAUUUAAUGAAAUAUGUCUGCCAUUUUCAUAAAAUAUAUUUUUAAAAAAUGCAUUAAAAUUGUAAUGGCUAAACCUUUUUAAUGUUUCUGAUUAGUGGCUUAUUUCUCUGUGAUAAAUUUCUAGCUAAAAUCAUUUGCAAGCUUAUGUGUCUGUACUAAAAUUAUAGUUUUUGAAACUGUGUUUGCAAUUUACAUUUUCACUUUUAAAUUAUAAUAUCUGUGUUUUAUUUUUAAACUUGCACUAGAUACUUGUAUAAUUGCAGUGUAUUUGGAAGGUGUAUGGGAUAUCUGAGUGUUACCUUGUACAUAUUUUGUCGAUACGUCUACAUUUUAUCAUGGUUUAAUUAUUCCUGUUAAUGUAUUUUAUUUACAUAGAAUGACUUUGUAAAUAAUUCAAUGUACCAUUGUUAUUCUGAAUAGAAAUAUUUCACAAGUUGUCAAAGAACUUUUCCACAUAUUGAAAAAAAAAAUUCAUGUCAAAUAUUUACUUGUUCUAAAAUGUCAGUGAUAAAAAUUGUGGUAAUAUUGAAAAUGUAUAUAUAUAAAUGUUUGUUUCUGACAUUUUCCCCAUAACUUUUUGUCAGAAAUUAGAAAUUUUAGCAACAACCAUUUAAAUUCCAUAGAUAUCAUUGACUGUGUUAUUUAUUCUUAAAAAGGGGGAAAAAAACCACUUCACUUGUACAAACUCACCAUAAUUUAUGAAAAAUUUUCAUUUGUGGAUAUUUCAAUUAAUUUUGUUGUAUAUUUCUUCCAUUUGGCACUGUUGAAAUUGUGAAACUUCCUGUUAGUACUGAAAUUAUACCUACUUACAAUGUAGACACAACUGUAAAUACUCCACUAUGUGUAAAGCAUUUGAAAUAGUGCAUGUUUUUCUGUGUAAUUGCACUUUCAUGAACAAAUUAAAGCUUUAUAUAUUCAA